AUGCAGCAACCCUCAAGUGCUCCCGCACCUGCCUCUUCAAGUAGCGGACCACUCCGUAGAAAUCAGGCUUGUCAUCAGUGUCGCGCCCGAAAACUGAAAUGUGACGCUGGAAGGCCGUGUUCCACCUGUAAACGAUCUCAUGCAAAGGUCGUCGCUGCCCUGACAUCUUCGGCCAGGCCGUGCUCGCGGAUCCCUGUUGUACUUACGACUAUGCGCCUGGGGAAGAUCCAUGGACUGCUACAGUCAGAAACGGUCUCGGUCUAUCUCCCCAAUAUCGCGCAGUAA
Molecule: messenger RNA, 285 nt
Organism: Rhizoctonia solani
Lineage: Eukaryota; Fungi; Basidiomycota; Agaricomycetes; Cantharellales; Ceratobasidiaceae
Product: Fungal Zn(2)-Cys(6) binuclear cluster domain
Exons: 4
Coding region: 1-285 (94 amino acids)
Biological process (GO): regulation of DNA-templated transcription
Molecular function (GO): DNA-binding transcription factor activity, RNA polymerase II-specific; zinc ion binding
Source: RefSeq, a predicted model, not a curated record